Numida meleagris (helmeted guineafowl) is the source of this 10913-nucleotide messenger RNA. It is a transcript of the gene ZNF148, whose product is annotated as zinc finger protein 148. The record is from RefSeq and is a predicted model, not a curated record. Gene Ontology annotation, molecular function: RNA polymerase II cis-regulatory region sequence-specific DNA binding; DNA-binding transcription factor activity, RNA polymerase II-specific. Gene Ontology annotation, cellular component: nucleus. The transcript has 6 exons. Gene Ontology annotation, biological process: regulation of transcription by RNA polymerase II. Lineage: Eukaryota; Metazoa; Chordata; Aves; Galliformes; Numididae. Bases 1063 to 3441 code for a protein of 792 amino acids.
UGCAGCCGCCAUCAGGCCUCCCCUCAGCUCCUCUGCUCUGGGCUGAGCAAACCCAGGACCUCGGCCGCUCCUCCUACAUUUUCCCCUCUAGGCCCUUCACCAUCCUUGUGGCCAUCCUUCUGACACUCUCUAAUAGUUUUAUGUCCUUGUUGUACCGUGGCACCCAAGCCUGCAGCCAGUGCUGAGAUGAGGUCCCACAGAGCAGAAUGGGACAACCGCUUUCCUUGCCCGGUGCAGUGCUGGGCCUGGUGCCCCCCAGAUGUCCAUCGUGUGCUUCUGUUGGGCCUGCUCUGUGCUGCUGCUUCCAGCCACAAAAGCCUGCUGGCCUAUAGUAAAAAGCAGUUGGUAAAGCGGUGACACUUGUUGGAGUUCUGUAUCUCUGUAUCAUGAAUCAGUGUAAUGGUAUUGCUAUUCCCGACUGGAAUAAGUGUUUCCUGACUAACGCGCCAGCUUACCGGGUUUGGAAAUGAAUGUCCUUUUCAUAAACAAACUCUGCUUUUCUGUAGUCCUUCUGUGGCAUAGGCGUUGAGACAGCUAGUUGCCUUUUCCUCUCACUUCAUGUUGUUAAAAUGUUGCAGCUUCUGUAGUAUGGUUUGGGGUAGUUGUGGUGAAAGAGCACUUAAAGAACAAGGAAAUAGGGAGAAAGGGACCAACCUGACAAUGGCAUUUUUCAGUCAAUUGAAACAGAAUAAAAAUGGGGGGGAGGGGGGAGUAAAAAAACCCAAAAAACAGUUUUCUAAGGAAUAAGGAGGAGGAAUUAGCACUCAUUUAAUCUCCCAAUUUUGCCAGCAAUUGGAAAGGCACUUUGUUACAAACCUUUUAUUCAAAAGUGUUCAUUUGUGUCCACAUGCAUGUGUGUGAAAGGAGAAUGUUUAGUGUUGAACCAAAGUGUCCAGUUUUUCACUUCUGUUUGGAAAUCGAUUUUUAGGAGUGGAGUGCAUGCGUGUGUGUUGAGUACUGACUGAGUUCUUAUAAAAUGUUUUUAAGUAAAAACUUUAAGCAAGAGCACCAAUUGUAGAUGUUUACUAUUAAAACUUUCUUUGUAGGUUAUUGCACUUAAGAAUGAACAUUGAAGACAAGCUGGGAGGAUUAUUUCUUAAAUGUGGUGGCAUAGACCAGAUGCAGUCAUCCAGGGCUAUGGUAGGGAUGGGUGCAGUAUCUGACCAGUCCGGAGUGUCGGGAGAACGGCAAGAAGCAGUGCUUCAAGAUCGGACUAUGGCGCACCAGGAAAUUCUUGCACCAGACGAAGUGUUACAGGAAAGUGAACUUCGACAGCAAGAGAUGAUUUCACAUGAUGAACUCAUGGUCCAUGAGGAGACGGUAAAAAAUGAUGAUGACAUGGAUACACAAGAUAGACUUCCUCAAGGGCUGCAGUAUGCUGUUAAUGUCCCUAUCAGUGUAAAGCAAGAAAUUACCUUUACUGAUGCAUCUGAACAGCAGAAACGAGACAAAAAACAAAUACGAGAGCCAGUAGAUUUGCAGAAAAAGAAGAAAAGAAAACAGCGUUCACCAGCAAAAAUCCUUACAAUAAAUGAGGAUGGAUCACUUGGUCUGAAAACCCACAAAUCUCAUGUUUGUGAGCAUUGCAAUGCUGCCUUUAGAACCAACUACCAUUUACAGAGACAUGUCUUCAUUCAUACAGGUGAAAAACCAUUUCAGUGCAGUCAGUGCGACAUGCGUUUCAUACAGAAGUACCUGCUACAGAGGCAUGAGAAGAUUCAUACUGGUGAGAAGCCAUUUCGUUGUGAUGAAUGUGGUAUGAGGUUUAUUCAGAAGUAUCACAUGGAAAGGCACAAAAGAACUCACAGUGGAGAGAAGCCUUACCAGUGCGAGUAUUGUUUGCAGUAUUUCUCCAGGACCGAUCGUGUGCUGAAACAUAAACGCAUGUGCCAUGAGAACCGUGACAAGAAGCCGAACAGAAGUGCCACCAAAGUUGGCUUUUUGCCAUCGGAGGAAGAUUCUGGUUUCUCUACGCCUAUGAAAGACAGCUCCUUGCCAAAGAAGAAAAGGCAGAAAACAGAGAAAACAAAAUCUGGAGAUAAGGACAGUGCAGAUAAAUCAGAACAGAAGAAGGACAAAAAUGACUAUUUGCCUUUGUACUCUGCUAGUACGAAAGUAAAAGAUGAAUAUAUGGUAGCAGAAUAUGCUGUCGAGAUGCCACAUUCUUCUGUCAGUGGGUCGCACUUAGAAGAAGCAAAUUCUGGAGAAAUACACCCACCCAAGCUCGUUCUCAAAAAAGUUAACAGCAAGAGGAGUCUUAAACAGCCACUUGAGCAAAGUCAAAGCAUUUCACCUUUAUCUACGUAUGAAGACAGCAAGGUUUCAAAGUAUACCUUUGAUCUCGUGGAUAAACAAAGUUUACUGGACUCUGAAGGUAAUGCUGACAUUGAUCAAGUUGACACAUUACAAGAAGGGCCCAGUAAACCUGUACACAGCAGCACUAAUUACGAUGAUGCAAUGCAGUUUUUAAAGAAAAAGAGGUAUCUACAAGCAGCUAGUAACAACAGUAGAGAAUAUGCCUUGAAUGUAAGUACCAUAGCAUCUCAGCCUUCUGUGACACAGGCAGCUGUGGCGAGCGUCAUUGAUGAAACUGCUACAGCUUCAAUAUUAGACACGCAGGCACUGAAUGUUGAAAUUAAAGGCAGCCAUGAUAAAAAUGUCAUUCCAGAUGAGGUACUGCAAACUCUGUUAGAUCAUUAUUCACACAAGGCUAACGGACAACAUGAGAUCUCCUUCAGUGUGGCUGACACUGAGGUGACCUCCAGUAUAUCAAUCAAUUCUUCUGAAGUAUCUGAGGUCACCCAAUCUGAGACAGUUGGAACGAGCUCUCAAGCUUCCUCAUCAGAUAAAGCUAGUAUGUUACAGGAAUAUUCAAAGUUUUUACAACAAGCUUUGGACAGAACUAGCCAAAAUGAUGCCUAUUUGAACAACCCAAGCCUUAAUUUUGUGACUGAUAACCAGACUCUUACAACCCAGCCAGCAUUUCCUUCCAUAGAGAAGCAGGUCUACACGUCUAUACCCGUCAACAGCUUUCGCUCGGGAAUGAACUCUCCAUUAAGAACAACUCCAGACAAGUCUCACUUUGGACUAAUGGUUGGUGAUUCGCAGCACCCUUUUCCAUUUUCAGGUGAUGAGGCAAAUCAUUCUUCCUCCUCUUCUACACAGGACUUCUUGGAACAAGUAACUUCUCAGAAGAAAGCAGAGGCACAGCCUGUUCAUCAAGCAUAUCAAAUUAGCUCCUUCGAGCAGCCCUUCAGGGCUCAGUACCAUGGGGCAAGAGCUGGAAUAUCAUCUCAAUUUAGCACUGCCAAUGGACAGGUGAACCUUCGGGGACCAGGGACAAGUGCUGACUUCCCAGAAUUUCCCUUGGUGAAUGUAAAUGAUAGCAGAGCUGGGAUGGCUUCUUCACCUGAUGCCACAACAGGCCAGACUUUUGGCUGAGAAAUCUUUGUAAAUAAUACUGGCACUUUAGAACACAUUUGUCAAAAGGGGGUUUCUCUGUGUAAGAUGGAGUUCUGUACAGCUUUUAAGAGCGCUAUGUUAAAAGAAAAGUAAGCUGAUAUUAGCAAGACCAAUAACUGCUUUUUAUUUUUUAUUUUCUUUUUCCUGGUUAGUAACCAGUAAUUGAUCUGCCUCACAUUGUUGCCCCUAUCAAAGGCAGAUUAUUAUUCACUUGUUUGAAUCCAGUAGUUAUUUUAACUUCUAUACAAUUUAAAAUAAACAGAAUCCCCAGGUAAGGCUUUCCCCCAUGAUUGCUUCCUUACUGGUUUCCUCGUGUGCUUUGGGAAGACAGUUUAUUGUCUGCUACUAUUCAUACUGUCAUUUUCAAGCUUGUCAGUGUAGUCAUUGUUCUUCAUCAGGGAAUCAACAUGUACUAAACACACAGAAUAAACUACAAGUUUCAAAGUCAAGCAGAUAUGGCUUUAAAAGAUGGCAUUUUCUAGAAAAAUAACCUCUCUUCCAUCUCUCUCAAAAAAUAAUUUUAGAUCAUAUGCCCUUUGUUUCUGCUUUCCAUUACCUUGAGUUGUGGUUGGAGGAAAAAAUGAAUUCUGAUAGACUAACUCUACUAUUUAAAAGUCUAAUCGAUUUAAAAGUCUUUAAACAGUUUUUUAAGCAAAUACAUAACUGCUAAUGCAUUUACUUCAUUCCUGAAGUAAUGUGUAUUUCUUUGUACAGCUGAAUCUAGAUGUAACUUUUUAAUGACUUUUUCAUAUGCAGAUAUCAAGAUUUUGAAGUUUUAGUUAAAAUACUCUGUAGAUGACAUUCCCCAUUACAUAAUGCUUACACAAACUGUGUAUUCCAAGAUUUAAAAGCUUAACUUACCUUACCCUACAUACUCAUGAUUAACAUAGAGCACUUAGUCUAUUUGAUAGAUUUGAUUUCUCAAAAAAAAAAAUAAUUAGAUUUUUAUGUUUGAUAUGGUUGCACCAUUUUCAUCUCAUACAGCUCCAGUUAAUGCUUCCAGUAUACAUUGAGAUUGGGCGUCCUGAACUUCUGUCUUAAUUCUCUGUCUGGAAUUUUGACAAUUCUGCUCAUUAAAUUUAUUGAGUAUCCCCCAAAGCUGAAGAAGUGGGCAUUCAAAUUUCAUGCAUCUUCUUAAUGUUUGAUUAGAGAAAGUCGUUACAAUUUUACCAACCCAAACUGUUGAGUAAUGGUAGUGAACAGAAUUCCUUUCUCAACAGAAAUCAGAAGUUUUCAUUGCAUUUCACAACAUAAAUAAACUACAAAGUUUAUCCCUGUUCCACGAAUAUGGUUUUUUUGAAUAGUACUUUGUCUUGAGGUAUACAGUAUGGUACGAUAAGUAGUUCUGUGUGCAUUUUUAAGGUGGUAAGAUUUGAGUAGCAUAACUAUUGUGUAGUUUAAGUUAACAAUUUACAGAUUUUUGAACUGUAUGUUCAUAAUAUUGCACCUUCCCUAAAGGGACACUGUCUGGUAGUUGAAGGCAGUUUAAGCCUAAUGUAGGCUGAUUAACCAGGGAAAAACAUGCACACGCAGACACGUGUGUGUGAAUAUAUAUAUAUAUGUAUGUAUAUAUAUAUGUAUUUUUUUUUUAAUAGGAUUGCAAACAUUCUUUUACAGCACUAUUGCUAGCUGGUAUUUCUCAGAUGAAGCCAUCAGGUAGGAGAGAGUACUGCAUCUCAAGGAGCUAUAAAAUAUAUCUUGUCUUUUGAAGGGACUUGAGCAGGACACAAAAUAGUCCCUACCUCUUCCAAAAACAGUAGCAAUAUAUUUUUAUUUUUUUUCCUUGAUAGGAAGCUGAUUUCACACAGUCUUUUUUUUCCCUUACGGUAUCACUAGUAAAGCACUAACUUCACUCGGUACAAUUCAGGGAAAAAGCAUGUUUGUAAUCCAUGGCUUGCUUCCUGCAUUGUCAGGAAAUACAAUUUGCAUAAAAUUCUCACUAAAUAUUUUUGUAUAGGAAAACAGAUCAUGUUUUGACUCAUGUGUUUAAUACAAGGAAGGUGUUUCUGCAUGUUAUCACUUACCAGUGAUUUGGUCUGAGUAUUUGGCCCUGAGUUAAAAAGAACGUGCAUCAAGGGAGAAGAAUAAAUUCCUUAUGGACUAUUAAUGAUACAUGUAAAAAAAAAUUUUUUUGGAAAGAAUAUUUUCAACCUGAUUCAUGUCUCUGUUUUUCUUCCUUUAUGGUCAGUUGGUUGUGGUUUUUUUUUCUUUUUGACUUUCCAUUCUGCUUUGCACAGAUGUAAUAAAUAUGGCCCCCAUAGCCUCAAAGCCACCUCCUGCUACACCUGUUUCGUUCUCAUUGUUGUAUUUCCAUGACAUCCUAGCUUGUGCUGCCUGCAUAAUGUGUUGUUGACAUCUUUGUUCUAAUGUCCUGUUGUUGCAAGUAGAUGACCAUCGCUAGUACAAUUUGUUAGAAAUAUAACAAGCAGCAAAUGCCAAAAGAAAAAGGAAAAAAAAAAAAAAGGGUGGCUGGGGGAGGGCAACUAGAUUAUUACUGCACUAGUCUGAUCUGGUAGGAAAGUAAAAGGAAUAAAAAGCCUGAACCUCCCAAAGCAGAUUGACUCACUUUUAUUUAAGAAAAGUCACUGCAUUGAUUCUCUGCUGUGAGAAAGUGAUGAAGGAGUAGGGGGAGUGCUGUUGCUCCAUGCCAUCUUUGCUCUUAACAAAUUGUUGCUUGGGUACGUGAGUGAGCAAGCUACUGUGUACAGAGGGAAGGAACUCACUAUUCCCAAGAGCAAAGUGGGAGUAGCCCGAGAAAACGUUAUUCCUUCUGUCCUAGUUCAUUCUCCAGUUUGCUGAUGAGCCAUUACAGCUAUCCUCAGUGCCUUAGGACAGGCUUUGAAGUCCCAGUGUAGCCUGUGGGGAAUAUCUAUAGGAUUCUGGAGUACUUGAUCUGCCGAUGCUUGAAGCUUUCUGUAACGGAGGAGUUAACCAAAUAUACUGCUGUCAUUUCCUGAGUGCAUGCCCUUUUCAUUCUGGUAAAAGUCUGUAUGUAGUUCUGGGAGACUGCUCUGUGUAAAAGCUCGGGCUUUAUCAAUAAUUACAUUAAGAUUUUCUACUGCUAAAAUUCUGCUGCUUCUAAUCCGCUACAGAUGCAUGUUCUUCGUUUGGAACAGGUCAGUGUUCAUUUUUGUUAGUCCAAAAGAGCUGUGGAAAAAGAAAGCGACUUUGGUGUUUGCUCAGUUCUUGUCCUGCUGUGCUUCAGUCGCUCAGCAGAAGUUGGGGUUAGCAUUGGUAUUGCACAGAGCGAACAACACAGGUUCUUUCUGGAGGGCCAUGCAGGCUGCAGGGGUGUGUGUGUAAGGGGGAAUCUUCUGUGGCUCUCUCCUCGUGAUAGAGCAACAAUGGUUUAAAAAAAAAAAAAAAACAGGAAAUUGAUAAUGUUUACUACCAAACUAUAUAUAUACAUAUAUGUCUAUAUAUAUAGACACAUACUCAUAGGCCAUAUUUUGGACCUAAAUUACUUGACAGUGUCCCUUUUAGCAUGAGUCCUUUGGUAUAUUUUACCGUUCAUAUCACAGGCGAUGAAGGAAUCUGCUUGUAAUGGUAUACUAAUAAGCAUUUACAUUUUCUCCUUUUGAUUUGAGAAUGAAUUAAUCAUAAAUGACAAGGUUUAGAGAGAAGGAUUAACAAUGUGUAUCGCUGUACAUUGGUUUACAAGUAACAUAAACAAAUUGGAUGAUAAAGGAAUUAUGUUCAUGAUCUCGUGUCUCCUAGUAUUGUCUUGAGGAAAAUUGUGUUUCAGGAAGAAAAUAGGACAAGAAAGUAUUCGCAUGAGUUAACACUUGCAUUAUUUUUAUAUUGUACUUGUCCAUUUUUUGGAUGAAGGGAACUUUUCAUUGUUCAUUGAGAAGUACAGUAAAAUCUUGCUAAUUCGCUGACAGCUAACCAGAGCAUCCAAUAGGUUCAUACCUCCCCGCUGGUCUCUUUACCCACCUCUCUGCGAUGUUCUAAAAAGUACAGUAGCAAAGUCUCCUAUUAGUAAUACUGUACUGCUUCACCCGAGUAUACUACAGAAUCUAUAUUAGUAUACUGGGAGGUACAAGAAGCAUUGAAAACUAAAUUACAGUUGUCAAAAUAAAUGAGCAAAGUACUUUUUGUGACGUGACAUCCUUGCUUUCAUUGCCUGCUUCUUCACUGCUUUCAAAAUUGUGAUUCGUAAAGGGUUUCUGAGUCAUUGCUGCGAAUUAUUGGGGUUCUACUGUAACUUUUGGAAGUACUCAUGUUCUCCUAUGAAAACUUUCCACCUGGACAUAUACAUUAUAUUCCAUGCUUGUUCAGAAUAUUUUUACGGUGUUUGUAUCCUACAUAGUAACUAUUGGAAACGAACCAGAAUAUUUGGAUGAAUUCACUCUGAAUUUCGCAGCAUUGGAUUACUUUAUGUUUGUAUAUUUGCUAACUAAAUAUCCUUGUUUUUGCAAGCUUUGGGUUUUUUUUUUAUUCUUCUCUGUUGGCUUGUUUUAAUACCAUUACAAAUUGCAGGGAAAAUCCUAAUACUCCAGGGAAUACGUUUGACGAUUUAAUAGGCAGAAAUCUGCUUCUGCAGUCGGUACCAGUGCACAUGUGAACUUUCAGAUUACAUGGUUGGUACUGAAGCGAGCUCAUCGUGUUACACUCUGCUAGUUUUAACUGUUGUACGGAGAUGAAGCCUUGUAACUUUGAAAGUUCAUUCGACUUACGGUAAUGCAUGUUUAUGUUAGGCAUGUAAUGCAUUUAGCUGAAGCUCACUUCGCGAAGGGCAAGUACUAAGAAAGUAUUACUGCUAAUGAAAAGAGUUGUCUCUAAGUUAAAAUUUCAACCUUUGUUCAAGUUUGAAUUGCUUUGUGUCAGGGAGAUACAUUUAUAGUCGCUUUUGCUCUUCUCUGCGUAAAGAACCUUACGUUUCCUUUUUAAAAUUGUAUCUUUUGGUAGGAAACACAAACUGAGGCAAGCAAACAUUUCUAAGAGUUGUUUCUUGCCUUCCUUAAUCCAAUGGAUGGAAAGGUAAUAUUGUGUAAACAACAUUAUUUUAUUUUUUUAUGCAAUAUCAUGCUGUAAAUAUGAUUUAUCAAAUAAGGAUGUACCUAUGAUUGAAUCUUUGAUUCUGCACAGUUAGAGUUUAUAUAUAAAUAUAAAUGUGUCUUGACAAUCAAGGACUUAUGUCAGUCUUCCUUUAUGAUGUUUAUUAUUGUUAUGCAUUCCAUUUGUUUGAACUGAGUACCGAUGUGGAAAUUUGUAAUGUCUGUAAAGUAUGUAAUGUUUUUAUAGCUUGUUUAAAGAAGAAACAACAAAUCCUGUAAAUACAUACGGACUGAUCGCAGUACCGCUCUGUUAGAAGGCGUACGAUGUUGUACUGUUUGUAAGCAAUAAUACACGACAGUGCUAACUUUACAAGUAGCAUAAGGAUAAGUUCCAAAAAUACCUUUGGGGAGUUAAUAGCCUUGAGUUAAUGAAUAUUCUGAAUCAUUUUUUUAUAAAUAAAUUCAAACGUCCUCCUGCUGGAGUAUAUAACUUUGUUUACACAGCACAAUCUCAGUCGCAGAGAGGACAGCCUUUAGAUCCAUGGCUUCAUCCGUGCACACUUUGAGUAAGAAAGGAAUGGCUUGGCUGCACUUCUGCAAGAGGAGGAAGACUGCAAAAGUUGAAUAGCUGUGUCUCUAAGGGAUGAGAGAUACUAUUCUGCUUCUGUGCUGAUUCCUGACAAUUCCUCUGCUUAAGUUUGGAGUCUUUAAGUCCUGAUACUGAACUGAUGAGACUUGGGCCUCCAGUAGAAAGGAGUAGUUCUCUCCGUAUUUCAUAUGCAGUUAAACAGUGAACUUACAAGUCACGUGUUCAUUUGAGUUGCAUAUUUUUCCAAUUAUGAGCUAUGAGAUGAUGAGUUUAUUCUGAUAAAUAAACUAAACGUCAAACUUAUAGUUUGGAUUGAGUAGGGAUUAGACUGUACAGAGCAGCGAAACUAUUUGAACGCAGUCAUCACUGCUUUAGAACCCCCCCACCCCCGAUUUAUAAAUGUAUAUGACCUACAUUUUAUAGAAAAGAAAAUGUUUUUAAAUGCUAGUCAUUUAUAUAAUAUGUGCUUUGAAGGAUUUGCUAGUCCACUUCUGUCACUUUUAGUACACUGGUAUCUUUUAUAUGUAAUGUACGCUUUUUAUUAUUAUUGUAGUAAAGCAUUUCAGUAGGAGGAAUUUUGCAACAGUAUGAGGGGUUGAAAUUUUCCUUGUCAGAAAUGAAUUAUACUGGACUUUGUCUGUGUAGUCUUGUCUUUCUUUUAAUGCUGUCUGGAAGGGAACUUGGUGUUCAAUAAAGCAAGUGACCUCCUUUUAUUUUGAAGGCAUACUAUGUAGUGCUGAAUCGGAUCUGGAAGCAUGGUGGAUUGGAAGACAGAGCAAUUAGUACAAGCUCUAGUGUACAGAAGAAAUUGUGUUCUGGAAAACCUGGUGAUAUAUGUAGUGGAACACUGUUACGGUGCAUUUUCUGAUCUAGUGGUAUCUUCCUCAAGUCCGUAUGCCUUCUUUGUACUUCAACUAAUAAACAGAAAAAAAUCCAUAUAGAUAAAUUUAGGACAAUAGGUUUAUUUCAAUAAUUAUCCAGUAUUUCUUUAUCCUACAACAUCUAUUCCGUCCCUUUAUUGUUAGGCAAAAGACCGUAACCUGAAUUCCAUCAGUAGAAGUAUGUAUAUAGAUAAGAGAUGGUUUUGUAGGAACCGGAGAAGGAUGAGAUUUGUAUAUUCUUUAUGACAGAAAUCAGGAUGUGAGUCUGUCUGUAUUCCUGUGAGAUGAGGGGAUUCCCGAUACAAAGAGUGAGUGAGUGUGCGUGAGCGUGUACAUACGUGAAAGGUGCAUGGGUCUCCUGGCAAAAAUGAUACAAGUAUAAAAGGAUUUAAUGUAGCUCAACACAUGACUUAUGUAUGUAAAAGAAACGUAUAAAUUUCAUAAUUCAAAAAGACAAAAAUAGUUUUGCAGGAAACAAAACUAUUUGGAUAGCAGGCUUGACCAAAUAAAUGUUUUGGUUAAACUUGAUAUAUUUUAAAUGAUUCUAUUUCUGCCUUUAUUUCUGCCCUGAAAGCAACUUAAAAUAUUUUGGGAGUUACUCUAUCUGUUCCUUUGACUGUGAGUGUAAUUUAUAUCAUGGUUUACAAAACGUGGCAUGAAGGAUUGGAUUGUUUUAUCUGUAUAAUACAAUGAAAGAUCGCUUUUUUACGUAAUCACGGUGAAUGGUAUUGUAUUCUUAGGAUUGAUUUAUUCAUUCGGUGACUAAAUGAGUUCCACCACUUUUGACAUUAUUGUUUUCUUAUGGUUAACUUAGUCCUUUGGGGUUUAUAAUACCCUCCUAUGUAUUGUGAUACUAAGGGAAGUUAUGUUUUCGCUUUAUUUUUAAUUAAACUAAUAGUUUGAUAAUUUAUAUUUGCAAAUGAUGCAUUUUAAAUGUGGUCACUUGCUGUUUGAAAAAUAAAAAUAUAGAAUACUGUUUUA